Molecule: messenger RNA, 3401 nt
Organism: Lethenteron reissneri (Far Eastern brook lamprey)
Lineage: Eukaryota; Metazoa; Chordata; Hyperoartia; Petromyzontiformes; Petromyzontidae
Product: mitochondrial import receptor subunit TOM40 homolog
Biological process (GO): protein import into mitochondrial matrix
Cellular component (GO): mitochondrial outer membrane
Molecular function (GO): transmembrane protein transporter activity
Source: RefSeq, a predicted model, not a curated record
GCCAAUCGCAGCGCGUCGCGCUAGCACAUGGAGUGAGCAGUGCGGGAGGAGGCGCGUGCGGCGCGGCGCGGCAAGGUUACGGGCAGCCGGGGCCGGCAUCGACUCCUCUCACUCUCUACCCCCCCUCCUCCUCCUCGCUCGCUCGCCAUGCCUUCCUCGCACCGAUCAAACGAACUCUCCUCGAGCCGCCUCUUGUCAUGGGCAACGUAGCGGCGGCUCAGCCGCCACCGCCGCCGCCGCCGAUGAUGUCCUCGCCGGGGUUCCCCAUGCCGCCGCCCGGGAUGCCGGGCCUCGUGGCCCCGCAGUUGCCUCCGCACGGGGCCUCAGGGACGACGACUGCCGGGGGAGCUGCGGGGUCGGGUGGGGAGGCCGCGCCGCGCUCCUCGCUGCCCAACCCGGGCACGUACGACGAGCUGCACCGCAAGUGCAAGGAGGUGUUCCCCGCACAGAUGGAGGGAGUGCGGCUCGUUAUCAACAAAGGUCUUAGCAACCACUUCCAGGUGAGUCAUACCGUGAACCUGAGCACCGUCGGCCCGUCUAACUACCACUUCGGCACGACCUACGUGGGCACGAAGCAGAUCAGCCCCACUGAGUGUUUUCCCGUCAUCAUUGGCGACGUGGACAACACGGGGAGCCUCAACGCCCAGAUCAUCCACCAGCUGACGCAGCGGCUACGAGGGAAGGUGGCCCUGCAGACCCAGCAGUCGAAGUUCAUGACCUGGCAGUUUGACGCGGAGUACCGGGGGGAAGACUACACGGCCACCGUGGCGCUGGGGAACCCGGACGUCAUCUCCGAGUCGAUGAUCAUGGUGGCGCACUACCUGCAGAGUGUGACGGAGCAGCUGACGCUGGGCGGGGAGCUGGUGUACCACAGGCGGCCUGGCGAGGAGGGCGCCGUCAGCACGGCAGUGGCGCGAUACACCGGCUCAAACUGGGUGGCGACGCUAAACGCCGGGCUUGCCAACAUCCACGCGAGCUACUACCAGAAGGCCAACGAACAGAUCCAGGUGGGCGUGGAGCUGGAGGCGAACAUGCGCAUGGAGGACACCGCGUGCACGUUCGGGUACCAGAUCGACCUUCCCAAGGCCAACAUGGUGUUCCGGGGAACGGUGGACAGCAACUGGACGGUGGGCGCCGUUCUCGAGAAGAAGUUGCCACCCCUCCCGCUCACGCUGGCACUCGCCGCCUUCAUCAACCACCGCAAGAACAAGUUCCAGUGCGGCUUCGGCCUGACCAUAGGCUGAUGACUUGUAAUUCCCAUCCCUACCGACCCCCCCCCCCCCACCAACUACCCAUCUCCUCCCGGUCCUCAAUCCCGUUGCGCAAAAAAAAUUAAAAAUCACGUUUCAUUUUUUGUGGGUGUAUUUUUGUUUUGUACGUUCAGUUACAAAACAAACCCCCCAGUUGGCCCGCGCUCGUGUUGACGUGUGGACGGAUGGUAAAACUCUGCGGCGAGACGCAAACUGCUGUGUACAGGAACGUGUUCGGCAUUAUGGAAAAAAAACCCAAUCGACGAUGAAAAUUAUGACGUUUCGUUUCUUAGACUUGCAGCCAUUUGAAGCGAAAACCAGUCUGCAUGCGAUGUGAGAGCCAGCUGAUGUCAAGGGACGUUUCUGUAAUGUUUUUGCUUUUUCAUUAAAUCUGUCGGAAGUCGCUGGUUCGUUUUCCCCAUCUUCGCGGCACCGGUCUGUGCUCUUCCUGUUGUCGGCAUCGCCGUCCCGGCCCUCCGUCACCGCUGCUCAAAUAAUAACAAAAAUAAAGCAUGCAGUUGGUGUACAUUAUGUUCAUCAACGCAAACGUACAAAUAUGCUUAUUCUUUUCAGCUUUCUACUUUUUUCCUGUCGGUUAUUUGGCAAACAAUCUUCUCUCGUGUGGCAUUUGAAGAGCAUCGGACUGAGUUUUACAUCUGUUCGUUGAGUUGGUAAAGCCAUUCGGUGGGGUCUAAAGUCGCCAGGUAACGUUUGUACCUCUGGAAAAAAAGCGCUAAACUGGGAACCAAUCGGGCACGUGAGCGACGGACUGUACUUCACCGCAGUUAUUGGGCGACUUUUAAAUUCUGCAGCCAUCAAAUGUGUAAAGUUGUUACAUUAGUUUUGUGAGGAUUGCGCACUUUUUAAAGGGGAGCAUGCGAUGUGUAUCACCAUCCAGGUCUUUUGCAACCGAUUCUUUGAACUGGUAUCAUCCCAACUUAAUUCCCACCACGCAGUUCUGCUUUGUUCCAUCCUGUUCCAUCCUGUUCCAUCCUGUUCCAUCCUGUUCCAUCCUGUUCCAUCUUACUUGCCAAUCCCCACCGACCUCCAGGAAUUGACAGCUGCAGACAGGCUGAGGCUGUCCCUCCGUCCGUCAGUUUUAAACGAACGUUUAUGCUGCCUUGCAGCACUUUCGAAACACAUUUGUAACUGCAGUGUAACGGUGGUUUAAUAUAUUAGGUCGGUGUGUGUAUCAAAGCGCUUAUGUUUACCGAUGAAUGUGCUAAUUACGCCGUAACAAGAUAAUGCUUGGAAAAAUUCUGGGGGGGGGGAAAUUUUAAUCUUCUCGGUUUUUUGCAAAGCAAAUUGUUUCCAACGUGUUACAAACAUUGACGGUCUACGCUUAGAAUUGUCAUUGGUAUUUUUUUUAAUACAGCAAAUUCUAAAGAAAGGUUGUUACCAAGUGUCUUAGAAGGUUUUUUCACCCCCUUCAUUUCAGCACGUCGUACGGAUGGUCCACGAAAGCGCUCGCGUUUGCGCGGAACUGCCGUGGUUUAUUUAUCGUUUUUUCCGCUCCCUCCCCUCCCCCAUUUCACCUCGUCACAUGUGACGGACGCGUGCGCGCCGAGGGGUGGUCAUCCUGUGCCUCGCCGGCUGGAAACCCUGCCGCCGAUCGUAAUGUUCAGCGUUCAGGAGAGAAACGCCGGUGUGGCGUUUUUUUCCCCCCUCUUCGAGGUUUUGUCCUCUCAUCAUCAUCAUCUUCUUCUGUUCUCUUCAGUCUCCAGCCGUCACUUCCCCCGUGAAGCGUCUCCGCCCGCACCUUGCCCCACACACCAUUGUGUUCUCGCCGUGGGUCCUGGGCCUCCUCGCUGCUGCUGCUGCACUCCCCUUUGAACCUCUUUACAAACUGUUUCCAAGACUGCUCGGAUGCGCAUGCCCACGGCUAUUUGUACGGCAUCUUGAGUCCUGGUCGCAUUUUAGAUUGAACAAUCCAGGUUGCGUUCCGUGCUUGAUUCGUGGCUGAAUGUGGUGGGGCAUCUCGCCCACCAUGAAAGAUAAAACGAGACUGAUCUCAUCACACCAAGCUCUUAACUCACCUGGGCAUCUAUUUCCUAAGCUGGAUGGAAUAUCAUUGAGUCCAUACACUUGCAACUAAACAUUGUGCAUGUUUAUUUGUUUUUUUAUUUGCAAUAAAAGAAUUACCUGGAAUAA